Emiliania huxleyi CCMP1516 is the source of this 912-nucleotide messenger RNA. RefSeq lists its product as hypothetical. NCBI's taxonomy places the organism in Eukaryota, Haptophyta, Isochrysidales, Noelaerhabdaceae. The record is from RefSeq and is a predicted model, not a curated record. Bases 1 to 912 code for a protein of 303 amino acids. The transcript is spliced from 4 exons.
AUGCUGUCCAGGCUCGCGCGUGCCGCCGACGCAAUCGACCCGAAGACCGCGGCACUUGCUGCGGCCACUGCCGCGGCGGCGCUGCUGCCGGCGGUCCACGUGGGAGACGGGCACCUCUCGCGCAACCGCGCUGCGGUGGGGGCAGUCUUUGCUGAGCGAAUGACGCUCUCGCGGCUGCAGGCGCAGCCGCCCAGCGCACUCGGCUGCACGCAGGCGGCGGCGGCGCUGCAGCCGCUCAUGGUGAGAGAGGGCGACCAGGCGGACGCGGCGCUGGUCCUCGACCUCUUCCGCUCGGACGAGGACGAGGGCGAGGAGGAGGCGCGAGACGGCGAGUCGGGGUACGACGCGGCGGCUGCGUACGACGUGGGCGCAGACCCGUGGGCGACCGCGGCGCUCCCCGGCUACAACGCAUCCGGGCCUCGCGCUGCCCUCUCGCACAGCUGGGCCGCUCUGCUGCACGCGCCGUCGGCGGCGUGGGUGCUGCCCGCACCCGGACUCCUCGAGCCCGCCGUGCUGCACUUGCCCGCCGGAGCAGCGCUCAUGCUGGACGGCUCCGUCCGGUGGCGCCUCGUCGACGUGGAGGCGGAGGAGGCCGCCGCCGCCGCCCCCUCAACCCCGCGCGGAGGCGUCGCGCGCACGUUUAGCAGCCGCGGCCUCGCAGACGACUUGUCGCGAUGCCUGGUUGCUUUCGAGUACGCGACGCCGCCGCUGCCUCGCGACGACGCGGCCGCGCCGGAGGGGUGGGACGACCGGCUGGCGAGCUGGCGCCGCCUCGCCCAGCGGGCGCUGCUCGAGGCGGCCCUCGGCGCGGUGGCGGCUGCGGCGUGCGCCGGGCUCAGCUCGAGCGUGGUGGUUGACCUGGCAGGGGGUCGGGACAGAGGGGACGGCGGGCCAGAGGUUACUUGGUACUGA